CGCGCCAAGCACACGUGUUUUUUUUCUCCCGUCAGUUGUGGAAGAAAACAAUGGUCGGAUUCCCGAUACGGUCGGCUGCAGACCGCCACUUGAAGAAGCUGUUAGUGGCGGUGCAGACCAAGCGGCAGAUCAACCUAUCCCGCGAGCUGACAACCGCUGACCUGGCGGAUCUCCGCCGGACAGCGGAGCUGUUUCGGGAAGUGGUUCCGCUGCUACGAGUGGAACUUGGCAAGCUGAGAGCAACAUUGUUGGAAGGCGGAACAGCAGCGAUUCUGCGUGUGCAGACCAACCCGUUUCUGGAGACGGUAACCGAUGCCCCCAAGAGGAAGAAGAAAGUCGUUACGUUUACGGCGGAUCAACAGACAAAUCCGUUCCUGGCAGACUCACGGUUGCAAGUGGAAACAAAUCCGUUCGGCAGGCUAGCAGUUCCUGCAAUUGGAGAUGGUGCGACGUUACCGGAACUGUAUCUGCCCGCUGCUGGGGCAAUGUCGCCGGAUAGGCGCACGUCAGCGUUGAAGCCAGUUCCAGCAGACAAUACUACUGCGGUCGCUGAUCCUAAGAAUUCAGGGACAUCGCUGCAAGCGGGAUCUUCCGAGAGGGAGAAGAAAGUCGUUACGUUUGCGGUGGAUCAGCAGACAAAUCCGUUCCUGACGGCCUCACAGACGCAAGUGGAAAUAAAUCCGUUCGUCAUGCCAGCAGUUCGACCGAUCGGAGCUGAUGCAAUGUUGCCGGAACGGAAUCUGCCCGCUGCUGGUGCAACGUUGCCGGAUCGGCAAACUUCAGUGGUGAAGACAAUUCCGGAAGUCAAUAUUUCUCCAGUCGCCGGUCCUAAGCGUUCAGAGCUAUCAGUGGAAGCAGUGUCGGUGCAAGCGGGAUCUCCCGAGAUGAAGAAGAAAGUCAUUACGUUCGCGGUGAACCAGCAACGUCCGAUGGUAGUCCAGAAUGCUUCGGAAGCUAAAGCUCACCAACCGAGAGCUCCAGUCAAGUGUCCGGAAAAUAAGCCGCAAAAGUCACGGCAACGUCCCAGGACCAGAAGGUCGAGCGCGUUUCGGACGCCAGUUUUACAACCCAAACAGAACUCUGCUUCAGCGAAUCAGCACAUCGAGAAGCAAGUUGCGGUGCCACUGCCACCCUGCUACUUUUGCGGUGGAAAGCAUACGCUGUGUCGGUGCAGCGACUUUUUCUUUCUGCGGCUUGCGGAACGCGAGGACUUUGUCCAGCAGAUGAAGCUGUGCGUCAACUGUUUCAGUCAGCGACACAACGCCUCCAGCUGCCGAGACAAACCUCGCUGUUUGCGGUGUCUGCAGUGGCAUCACACGCUGCUGCAUCGGAAUGUGUAGUGGAACCUCAGUGGUAACAAUGCAAGUGGAGUAUUGUGAACCUUGUCAAAGCUUUUUGCGACACAGGCUGAUGUACACGCUAACAACAAACUACACAACUUUGUGCGAUGAGAAACCUGCGCAACAGUCUCCAGUCCAACGGUAAGUGAAUUUUCCUGUUCGCCUCUUUAUUUUCACUGUAACUCGGAAUAGAAGGACUAUGAAUUGCAUAUUGAAUAUUUGAAAGGAACAAAUCUUCAAAAAAUAAAACAAACGCCAUCGAUACUUUUCAAUCUGCAAUUUAACUC
Molecule: messenger RNA, 1627 nt
Organism: Culex quinquefasciatus (southern house mosquito)
Lineage: Eukaryota; Metazoa; Arthropoda; Insecta; Diptera; Culicidae
Exons: 2
Coding region: 51-1340 (429 amino acids)
Source: RefSeq, a predicted model, not a curated record